AUGCGCCUCUCCCAUCCGCCCUCACGUCUCUCCCCGCCGCCCGGAUCGAGCAUGCACGAGCUCGUGGCCGCCAGUUCCGCAGCCGCGCACUCGCUGAGAGAGGAGAUGGACGGCGACGACAGCUAUGUCUCGGAGGGCGUCCACGGCAAUGGCGCUGGCGGGACCGCAGGGAAACGCAAGGAGGACGAUCGAGUGCCGAAGCGAGGCUACCGUGCUUGUGUCCACUGCCGCCUGCGUAAAGCCAAGUGCGACCUCGGCGACGUCAACGCCCCCUCUGAACCACCGUGCACGCGGUGUCGGCGCGAACAGCGGAACUGCGUGUUCCUCCCAAGUAAACGCCGCAGAAAGGCGCUCAACGACGACGACGUCAAGCCCGAGGUCUACCCGGCCACUGGCGGUGGAGGGCCAGCGCCGAGUGCUCCCUUGGCAGCGUUUGGUGGGCUGAUGCAGCACGGCCGGCCGCAGAUGCCGGGGCAGGUGGACGACGAGCUCGCCUUCCAGCGACCCCGCAGCGGGUACAACGGCGUUGGGACUGCCCGUCCACCGCAGUGGGGCGACGCACCAAGCAUGGGCAUGCACGCUGCCGAACCCAAGCUGUCCCCGCUCUUCGACCCGCCCUCGGCGCUCACGUCGUCGUCAAGCGGGCUGUCGGGCUCGACCAAUUCCCCACACCACAUCCGCCGCAGGCGGCACCACGGCGAGCCGGACGCGACGCGCCGCAUUGUCGUGGCGAGCUUUAGCAACGAGACGGACGCGCUGGAAAUUCUCGCCAAGGCAGCCACAGACGCGGACGGCGACGGCGAGCCCGGUGCAGACGCCGUGCGCGGCGACGAGGCGCCGCGGGAGAAGAGCAAGCGCGUCGCGUUUGCCGUGGGCGAGCAGCAGAGUCUGGCGGAUUUCAUCCUCGUCAAGCGCGGCGUGCUGGACGAGUCACGGCUGGGAUUGCUCGUGAAUGUGUUCUUUACACACCACCACCCUGUCCUUCCCGUCGUCCAAACUGCGCGGAUACCCCACAGCAAGGCGCAGCUGGCGUCGUUUGCGCACAACGACCCGUUCCUGCUAUGUGCCAUUGUCUGCGUCGCGUCCCGCCACCACCCGGACCCGGGGAUGAAGGACGUGCACGACAAGACGUACGCGCUCGUCCGCGAGACGCUGACAGACUAUGCGGCCGCGGGCCUGCAACCGAGCGUCGGGUUCGUCGAGGGUGUGCUCAUUCUCGCUGAGAACCUGCCACGGGACUCUCUCAGCGGAGCAGCUGCGGACAUGACGGGACCCACGACCGAGGGCCGCGGCCUGCACGGUGUCGAGAACCGGCGGUCGUGGGCGCUGACGGGCACGGCCAUCCGCGCAGCGUACGGUAUUGGACUGGACCAGAUGGCGCUCGAGGAUGACCCGGGCCCGCACCCCAAUGCCGACAUUGAGCGCGCUCGCGGCGUCUGGACGUGGUGCUACCUCUUUGACCGCACGCUCGGCCUGCGUACAGGUCUGGCGUUCUGGAGUCGUGGGCCAGCACUGUGUUUCCAGGGCGUCUCGGAUAUCUCACAAACGGGCGAGGCUGCCGCACGGCUCAACUUCCCAUACAUGAUGCAGCAGGCCGACACGCCAUCGACCAACGCGCCGUCACCGGCGGGGCCGAUCGACACAAACGACUCGGCAGCCAUGAUGCAGGCGCACAUGGAGCUCACGCAGAUCAUGACCAACGCGCAUGACAUUUUGUUUUCGACACCCGCGCGUACCUCGCAGCUGGUGCGCAAGGGCGAGUACUUCAAGUUUCUCGACCACUUCCGGCGCGCGCUGGAAUCGUUCCAGUGCGCAUGGGCAGACAAGGUGUGGCACCUCGACAGCGUGCGCGAGCUCACGUGGUGCACGUACCACUUUGUCCGGCUGUACGUGUCGUCGUUUGCGUUCCAGGCGCACGUCCAGCGCGCGUCGGAGCGUGCAGAGCACGAGCGCGACCUGGGCCGGACGGGGCUCACGACCAUCUUCCCCCGCGGGUCGGCGACGUCGCCCGACGCGCUGUUCAUCUACGAGUCCAUCGAGGCCAGCCACGACAUUCUCAACAUUUGCCUGCGGCUGGGCCACGCGGGUGUCCUGCGGUACCUGCCCUCGCGGUACCUCAUCAAUUUCGCCUACUCGGGCACGUUUGCGCUCAAGGCCGCAUACUCUGGCGCCGUGGGCAAGGCCGACACGACCAAGACGGCCGACCUCGUCGAACGCGUGUGCGCCGCCCUCCUCCUCGCGUGUCCCGACAAGGACCACGCCGCGUACCGGUACGGCACGAUGCUGCGACUGCUCACGCGCCGCCUCACCGAGCUCAGCGACCAGAGUGCCGUCCCCUCGCGCUUCCAGUCGCCGGAACCAAGCCACACGCCAGAGGUACGCGACCCGCUGCCCAUGAACCUCGCGGCGGGGCUCGGCGUCAUGGCCGGCGGCGCGGGUAACCUGGGCAUGGACCUGGCUGGGGCCGGCGCCGGCGCCGGCAUGUCGGGCCUCACGGGCGACGGCACGCUGUUUGAUCUCUCGCAGGUGCCCCAUAACCUCUUUGAUGGCGCAGACGUCAACCUCGGCUUCAACCUCGAGGGCUUCUGGGACGACUUUACGCUCACGGACAAUGGCGGGUUCCCGUUCCGCUAG
Apiotrichum porosum is the source of this 2634-nucleotide messenger RNA. RefSeq lists its product as uncharacterized. NCBI's taxonomy places the organism in Eukaryota, Fungi, Basidiomycota, Tremellomycetes, Trichosporonales, Trichosporonaceae. The transcript is spliced from 4 exons. Bases 1 to 2634 code for a protein of 877 amino acids. The record is from RefSeq and is a predicted model, not a curated record. Gene Ontology annotation, cellular component: nucleus. Gene Ontology annotation, molecular function: DNA-binding transcription factor activity, RNA polymerase II-specific; zinc ion binding; DNA binding. Gene Ontology annotation, biological process: DNA-templated transcription; regulation of DNA-templated transcription.